This is a messenger RNA of Racocetra persica, 891 nucleotides long. The record is from the annotation of a GenBank genome assembly. Lineage: Eukaryota; Fungi; Glomeromycota; Glomeromycetes; Diversisporales; Gigasporaceae.
AUGACUUUACCAUAUGUAACUAUAUCUCAAAAUUACAAGGAAAAUGAAGCUUCUAAUAAAAGUGAUGAAAGACGUCGCGCUCAAUCCAAAGAAUGUAUGCGUAAAAAAAGAAAAUCAGAAACUGCAGAAGAGCGUGAAAAACAUCUAAAAAGAGAACAACCACGAUCUGCUGCUUUUUUGGAGAUAUUAAAUCAAAUUCUUAAUAACAGUAGACCUAGUGAUUCAUCUCUUGGCGUAUUUCAGAAGCUAUUACUCCAUACUAUUGCAGAGCGUGAUAUUUCAGCUCAGGAAACAUGUCACAUCCUUUUAGGCAUUCCCUUUUACCACUCCAGUCGUCGGUUUAUUACUUUAAAUCUCAACAAAGAAGCUCCACGGUGGCUUUGCAGCUCUGGAAAUGAGAAUGAAGCAAGUUAUUCAGCAAAUGGAGAGAUUGGGCAAACUAUACGUUCACCUCUACAGAAGUAUUGGGAUCGACCCGCUGAGUUUGAGGAUCUUUCUCUCUUUCAGCUUUAUCUAAGAUACAUUUUUUGGAACAGUCAAUGGAAACAAUGCGACCAUGAAAACAUAGUGUGUAUUUGGCCACACCCACCUCUCCAACGUAAUGGUCCUCAAUGGGAAGAAUAUUGUCGAGUUAAAGUUCUGCUCCAUAUAGAAAAUGUGCAUGACUUGCUUGGCCCCCCUGUAGAAAACUUAGAAAACGAGGUUGUUAAUGAAGAAAGUGACGAUGAACAGGAGAAUGAUGAAUAUAAGAGAGAAAUACGGCGUGAGUGGAUGAUCUUAUUAGAGAUGGGACCAAAUACAAUUAUUGAGAGCUCUUUUGAUUUGGGAUUACGUGACAUUGAUCAGAAUUACGAUUGGGUUAGAGAUGUCAUUCAACGCAGACAUGGCUAA